Messenger RNA from Trichoderma asperellum CBS 433.97, 723 nucleotides. RefSeq lists its product as uncharacterized. Lineage: Eukaryota; Fungi; Ascomycota; Sordariomycetes; Hypocreales; Hypocreaceae. Gene Ontology annotation, molecular function: protein binding. The record is from RefSeq and is a predicted model, not a curated record.
AUGACAUCUCAACCUGACGACAUCAUCGCUUGGCUCGUCCCAACAACCCAUUACUCCUGGGCCGACAAAUCUACUCACAUGCCCGAAAACGCCUCUCGCAUCACCUCCACAACUUCAAACUCAUAUCUCUCAUCUCGCCUCUCCGGCCUCACAAGCCACAGCUCUGGGAGAGCCAUCCAACUUACCUUCUCACAACCGCCUAAGCGACCAGGCAGUUUUAUCCUCGGCACAGACUCGAGAACCUGCGACAUAAUCUUACCAAGCAUGGAGGGUAUAUCGAAACAUCACUGCGCAAUAAGCUUUGAUGCGCAAUCAAGACUCGUACUCAGCGACUUCUCAGAAAAAGGAACACAAGUAUGGUACGACUGGGAAAGCAAUGGCGACAGAACGGACUACUCGUGGAUCCUGAGCAGUGGGUGCUCUGGAGAGUUCCCCAGCAUGGUGCAGCGCACUAUUGUUGACAUCCAAGGAGUCCGAUUCCAAGUCGUCGUAAAUGAUCGUUCAGAGGACUGGAAUACUUUCAGAGAACAAGUCGACCAGUUUUGUGAGCAGCCUAGCUGGGAAGAUGCCACUUAUUGGGCUGAUUUCUCAUCGUUAUUGCCAUCAGAAAUGUCUCCAUUCCAGCACAUUUUUGUGAAAAACACAACAAGUGAAUCUGCGGAAGAGCUCUAUCUUUGGAACCUGGAACGACCGUGGGAACCUAUGGUAAAGGCAUCGGCAUAA